AUGCCUGCCACUACCUUUUCAUAUCCUGACUCUUACACCUACCAGACUGGCUUUGAUUCUUAUCAGGAAACGGAAGCCGUCAAGGGUGCUUUGCCAGUAGGGCAAAACUCCCCCCAGAAGGUCGCAUAUGGUCUUUAUGCCGAGAAGCUUUCGGGGACUGCGUUCACGGCCCCUCGACAUGAAAAUAAGCAAACCUGGGUCUAUCGAAUCCUCCCAGCCGCUGCGCAUGAGAAUUUCGUGGCUGAAGAUGCAGAUUCAUAUCACACACGCUUGACAACCGAGGCUAGCAAGCUUCAUCAUAUCCCCAAUCAACUUCGCUGGAAUCCAUUUGAUCUCGACGAGACUGUAGACUGGGUCCAUGGAUUGCAUCUUGUCGCUGGUUCUGGAGACCCUACCAUGAAAACUGGUCUAGGAAUCUUGCUUUAUGCUGCAGGAAAGGAUAUGGGCAGAGAAGCCUUCUACUCUGCUGAUGGAGACUUCCUUAUCGUUCCACAACACGGUGUUCUAGAUAUUCAGACUGAGCUCGGCCGUUUGUUGGUUCGCCCUAAUGAGAUUUGCGUGAUCCCCCGUGGCGUUAGAUACCGUGUCACUCUUCCCGCAGGUCCUGUGAGAGGGUACAUCUGCGAGCUCUACCAGGGUCACUACCAGCUUCCGGAACUAGGGCCCAUUGGCUCAAACGGUCUUGCUAAUGCUAGAGACUUCCAAGCUCCAGUAGCAGCCUUUGACGACGACGACGAGGAGGAAUCUACAGACUACCGCUUGUAUAGUAAAUUCAACAACCACCUUUUCUCCGCUCGCCAGGACCACACCCCAUUCGACAUUGUCGCCUGGCACGGCAACUACUACCCUUACAAAUAUGACCUGGGCCGCUUCAACACCGUCGGUUCUAUCUCGUUCGACCACCCCGAUCCCUCCAUCUUCACCGUGUUGACUGGUCCUUCUGACCACGUGGGCACUGCUAUUGCUGACUUUGUCAUUUUCCCACCUCGUUGGCUAGUGGCGGAGAAUACCUUCCGUCCUCCUUGGUAUCACCGUAACACCAUGUCCGAAUUCAUGGGGCUGAUUUGCGGAAACUACGAUGCAAAGACUGGCGGUGGCUUCCAGCCUGCCGGUGCCAGUCUGCACAAUAUCAUGAGUGCCCACGGUCCUGACUCGGAUGCUUUUGAGGGAGCUAGCAACGCUACCCUAAAACCAGCCAAGGUUGGCGAAGGAAGCAUGGCAUUUAUGUUCGAGAGUUCCCUGAUGGUUGGAGUGUCAGAAUGGGGACUCAAGACAUGCCAGAAGGUGCAAGAGGAGUACAACGAACAUAGCUGGCGUCCAUUGAAGCGACAUUUUAGGAACCCCAACAAGGCUUAA
This is a messenger RNA of Aspergillus ochraceoroseus IBT 24754, 1356 nucleotides long. It is a transcript of the gene hmgA, whose product is annotated as putative homogentisate 1,2-dioxygenase (HmgA). The transcript is spliced from 4 exons. Gene Ontology annotation, cellular component: cytoplasm. The record is from RefSeq and is a predicted model, not a curated record. Gene Ontology annotation, biological process: L-phenylalanine catabolic process. Lineage: Eukaryota; Fungi; Ascomycota; Eurotiomycetes; Eurotiales; Aspergillaceae. Gene Ontology annotation, molecular function: homogentisate 1,2-dioxygenase activity. Bases 1 to 1356 code for a protein of 451 amino acids.